Molecule: messenger RNA, 465 nt
Organism: Penicillium paradoxum
Lineage: Eukaryota; Fungi; Ascomycota; Eurotiomycetes; Eurotiales; Aspergillaceae
Product: CoA-binding protein
Exons: 2
Coding region: 1-465 (154 amino acids)
Source: RefSeq, a predicted model, not a curated record
AUGGCAGCAGUCAAGCGCUUCUUCUCUUCCCCCCGCUUUGCGGUGGCGGGGGCCAGCAAUGACGCGCAUAAGUUCGGAUACAAAAUCCUUGCCUGGUAUCAUCAACACUCACUGCCAGUGACGCCACUCAACCCCCGAGCAGCGCAGAUCACCCUCCCCUCGCGUGCUUACGAUACGGUCCCCUCACCGGCCAGUUUGCCAUCCCCGACGCAGACCUCCCUGUCUGUGGUGACUCCUCCGGCUGUGACCCUCCAGCUGCUGCAGGAAGCCUACACAGUGGGGAUCCCUGCAGUCUGGUUGCAACCAGGUACCUUUGACGAUCAAGUUCUGGAGUACGCUCAUAGCCACUUUGAGGCGGUGAUUGCCGGAGAUGGAGGACAGGGCAGCGAGGGAUGGUGUGUGCUAGUUGAUGGUGAUGAAGGACUGGAGGCUGCCGGAGUGCAAUGGACCAGUCAGAGACUGUAA